Lactuca virosa is the source of this 491-nucleotide messenger RNA. The record is from the annotation of a GenBank genome assembly. Lineage: Eukaryota; Viridiplantae; Streptophyta; Magnoliopsida; Asterales; Asteraceae.
AUCGAAUUCCCCACUUUUACACCCUUUAAAAAAUCCUCUCUUUCCUUCACAAAUUCCUCUCAUUCUCACCACAUCCCUCUACAAUGGCUAACGUGGUGGAAUUGAAGGUUGGUUUACAUUGUGAAGAAUGCAUCAAGAAGAUCUUAAAAACCAUCAAGAAAUUCGAAGAUAUUGAAGCGUAUGAUGUUGAUACGAAAUUGAACAAGGUCACUGUUACAGGGAAUGUAACGAAUGAAGAAGUGAUCAGAGCUUUACAUAAGAUUGGUAAACAAGCAACCAAUUGGGAACAAGUUUCGAACAUCAACUACUAAUUAAUCGAGCUUAAUCUAAUGCUUUACUAUAGCCUAAUAUUAAAGUUAGUUGAGAGAGAGAGAGAUUUGGUCAGAUUUUGUAACUAAUGAUUAUUUAUGACUCAUUUGUCAAAGUUUUUGAUUCGAGUACAACCCACAAUGUAAUAUAUUCAUUUUAGAAUAUUGUCAUAAUCAACUCAC